Molecule: messenger RNA, 660 nt
Organism: Rotaria socialis
Lineage: Eukaryota; Metazoa; Rotifera; Eurotatoria; Philodinida; Philodinidae
Source: the annotation of a GenBank genome assembly
AUGGCUUCACCAAAUAGUUGUUUCACAUGCCGCAAGUCUGGCAGCACUUCUUUCUGUCGUGGAUGCAAUGCCUAUUUUUGCGACGCUGAUUUUGCAUGUCAUCGGAAAAUGUUACUUAAUGAUCUGAAUGUACUUACAGUAGAUCGGAAUGAUCUUCAAGAAAGAGUAAAUGAGGCCGCUUCAAAUCUAGGAUCUUGCCAACACAUAACAGCAAAAAUUGAUGAAUGGGAACGAACUACGGAAAAAGUUAAACAAGCUGCUGAAUUGGCUAAAAAGCAGGUUCGAAAAAUAUUAAACUCUAAGCAAGAAGAAAUUACUAGACGAUUUGACAAUCUAUCACAAGAAUUAAAGGAGCGAAUGGUUCAAAAAAGUGUUGUUGAACAGGACAUAGCCCGUUUAAAACAAGAAAUAGAUCAACUCAAGAACGAUUUAACAAAAAUAGCUCAGACACCAACAAUCGAAUUGAAUAUGAAACAAAGUGAUGAAAUUAAGUUGUAUCAUAUGAUAUAUGCCGAGGAAAAAUCUAUAAAUGUUGAUUAUCAAUUGCAUCAGCUGGAACCAAUGGAGGAACACCUACGCGCUACAAGCAUUGUUACCACUAAGCUUCCCUGUGAUGGACAUGUUUGUCCAAAUUGUUAUAACUGUUCACAUUCUAUCUAA